GACCAGCAUGUAGUCUGGACCCUGCCUGACUCCUCUCCAACCCGGAUGGCAUGGCCUGCCCUCGGCUUAGGCUGGUCAGGCUUUCCAACAGGGCGUCCCUACUACCCUCAGGGCUUCUUGCCUGGGUCCCUCCUGCCAAGGCCGCUCGCUGGCCCGGGUAAAGCCUGGGGUGGAGGCGACUCCGCUCUCCGCCGCGCCUCCCUCCCAGCGCUGGGCCUGGCUGUGGCUGUGCGGUCCGCACGCGGCUCCUCCAGCCUCAGCCUCGGGCAUCGCCUGCAGGGGGCGCCCCGGCGCGCGCAGCCGAGCGGCCUUCCGUCCCGAGCCGCGCUCCUGAGACCAUGUCGCUCUCCACCGGGGCUCGCGACAAACACGGGCAAAGGCACGCGUACUUCGCCCGCAAAACUGUCCGCAGGGAAAGAGCAACAGGGCGGAACUCACCCUGCAUCCUACGCCCGCAUCAGAAGAUCGUCCCCUAGGAAACUUAGCUCUCUACUUCCGGAAGUGCUUAAUGUUUGAUAGGUGGGCGGGCGCCGAGGCGCCCAGUUUCCGGUGGGCGUGCUCCUGGCUCUAAAAUGGAAGUGGAGCGGACUCCUAGUACCGCUAGAAGCUGCUGGCGGAGGACAAGGAGAACUAACUCUAAUUUGUCCCGGCUUCGGAGGUGGAAAAGCCCCCACUGGUCGGGCCUAGAAGCUGAGGUAUGGUGUUGUCAGCCCUGUUCUUAGCCUGUGUUGAACACUCUUUUCCUGUGAAAAAGAAAAAUAUUCACCAGGAUGGGAGUCACAAUUUAUCAGAGCUUUCCAGACUCAGUUUACCGAGUAUGCUCUUGGGUGGAAACGGGGAUCUGGCGUGGUUGUGGCUUACAUUGAAGGAGCGCUUCCGGUGCUUGGAGAUCUAGAGACAAGUGGACUUUCACAGCUGUGACAGAGGAAAGAGGCAAAUUUCUUGAGCAGACCAGAGGACGCGACGCUGGGAUCAAGUCCCCAGAAGCCAUCCGCCUCAGGGAAUUAUACAAGACCAGGGGUUCAAGGAAGGUGUGCAAGGCAGGUAUAGCUGUCUCUCCUGGAUGCCAAGAUUUGAGACCCAGAAGUCUCCCAUGGUUCCUUAUCACAUCCGACAGUACCAGGACAGCGACCAUAAAAGAGUCGUGGAUGUGUUCACCAAGGGCAUGGAGGAGUACAUUCCCUCUACCUUUCGGCACAUGCUUAUGCUGCCCCGAACCCUCCUGCUCUUACUUGGGGUGCCCCUUGCCCUGGUCCUGGUGUCUGGCUCCUGGAUCCUGGCUGUUAUUUGCAUCUUCUUUCUGCUCCUACUUCUGCGGCUCCUUGCCAGACAGCCCUGGAAGGAAUAUGUGGCCAAAUGUUUGCAGACAGACAUGGUUGACAUCACCAAGUCUUACCUGAAUGUACAUGGCGCCUGCUUCUGGGUGGCUGAGUCUGGGGGGCAGGUGGUGGGCAUAGUGGCUGCUCAGCCAGUCAAGGAUCCUCCACUAGGGAGGAAGCAGCUGCAGCUCUUUCGCCUGUCUGUGUCCUCACAGCAUCGAGGACAGGGGAUAGCGAAAGCGCUGACCAGAACUGUCCUCCAGUUUGCAAGGGACCAGAGUUACAGUGAUGUUGUCCUUGAGACCAGCGCCUUGCAGCAAGGUGCUGUGACUCUCUACCUGGGCAUGGGCUUCAAGAAGGCAGGCCAGUACUUCAUGAGUAUAUUCUGGAGGUUAGCAGGUAUUUGUACAAUUCAAUUAAAGUACUCCUUCCCUUCUGCCUAGGAGGGGUGGCUGUGACCUUAUGCUCCUGUGCAGCAAGCACACUUCUCUGCACUCUGCUACAGGAACCAGUGAACCCUGUCAUGUCAGUGUGAUUAACAAUAAAAGUUUGUUGGUGCACACCAGA
Messenger RNA from Mus musculus (house mouse), 1886 nucleotides. It is a transcript of the gene Nat8f1, whose product is annotated as N-acetyltransferase 8 (GCN5-related) family member 1. Gene Ontology annotation, molecular function: acyltransferase activity, transferring groups other than amino-acyl groups; N-acetyltransferase activity. NCBI's taxonomy places the organism in Eukaryota, Metazoa, Chordata, Mammalia, Rodentia, Muridae. The record is from RefSeq and is a predicted model, not a curated record. Bases 1064 to 1762 code for a protein of 232 amino acids. The transcript is spliced from 2 exons. Gene Ontology annotation, cellular component: membrane.